AUGUUCUCCCUCAAGACCGUCCUCGCUCUGGCCAGCACCAUGGCAUUGGCCACUGCCUCCCAGGAAGCCAACAUCAUUGGGAACCGACACCCCGAUGCUGGUUGCUUGACUUUCAUCUAUCAGCCUGUAUAUAGUGGCGAGUGUAUUAGCACCGGCGGUCGUGGAUGCGAUGCUCAAAAGCCAUCAUGCUCUACCUGUUCGGAAUUAGAAGUCGAAUGCCACUAUGAUGACUUGCCAUCCCAAAGAAUCGACACUUCAGGGGGCACCCGAGAGAUCCUCGGCCGCCUGCGUGAUAUUGAGACACUCCUCGAGAACCAGUCGGAGAAAAUCGCUGCGAUUUCCAACACAUCGAAUGGGGCAUUUCAUCACGCUCAUAGUGUGACGACACCACAAAGUCAAUCUUCCGUUCCGGUGUCCGGCAUCCAGUCUGCAUCAUGGCCGUUUCUAGGACUCGAUGUUCAAUCAGACAUAGCCAAAUUGCCGCCUUUGACGAUCCCAGUCAAACACAAGACAUCCUCCAGCUACCUGCUGAGGCUGCCGUCCAUGAGGGCCUUGGUCGGAGAAUAUCCCCCGGACCUGUUUUUCUCGCUAGAAUCUCGAAGCUAUUUACCGCCAGAGCUCUCGCUUGAUAGCUGGGCAAUGCCUCAGUCUCAAGCCGACAUUCGUCGGGACGUUGCCGACCAAUUGGUGUCGACGUUCUUCUCACUGGCUCACCCCAAUCAUCCAAUCUUGGAGCAAACCGAGUUUCAGGAGAUAUACGCUCGAUUUCUAGAAAACGGGCCUGAUUCAAGUGUAGCCUCUGCCCUCUGUAUGGUCGUCCUGGCUCUUGGGGCUGUGGCUGACUCGCCGCUGAAAGCGGCUGACUUCAAAAAUUCGCCACCUGGCAUGCAAUACAUGCAACACGCUCUGCCAACCCUCAUUUCUCAGUCAUCAUGGUCAUUUUCAUAUAGCCUGUUGCUGCCGCAGGCUUUGGUACUGGCCAGUGUUUAUUUUGCGUAUAUCGUGCGACCUCUCCAGAGCUGGCGGCUGGUCUAUUCGGCAUCUACUAUACUCCAAUUCAAGCUUUCUGGGAUGGAUGCGCAGGAAGAAGGCCCCAACUGGCGGGAGAGUAUCAUUCGCCUCUUCUGGUCCUGCUUUCUUGUAGAAUGUGAUCGACUUGCGGAGUUGGAGCUGCCCCGAAGCGGAUUACAACAACUGACCGACGAAAUUAGUCUUCCUAAGUGUUCAAACCUUGAUCUCACGCAGUCAACCAGUUAUCUGGCCGAGAUUUCCGUUCGCAGACUGCUAAAUCGUAUCCAUAACUCACUCUAUCCCAGCAAAGCGCACCCCUUGACACUUUCAUCGACUACCCUCGUGGCACCGGAGGAGUUUUCCAUUGAUGAUGUCUCCUCCAUGAUGAAUGUGUCUGAUGAAUUAUACUCCCAGCUGAAACUAUGGCAUUCGUCGAUACCAGAGGCUUCCCGGCCAGUUCUCGGGCUCGGGAUUCCCCCGAGCAAAGCAAAUCCCCGUGAGGCAAUCCUACGGAUUCGGUAUUUUGCCGCUCGACAUAUCAUCUACCGACCAUUUGUGCUUUACAUUGCUACACAUGGAGUGAAGCGGAUACCCGAGGCUAUGAUUGAGAAGGCCGGCAUUUGCAUUGAGAGCUGUCGGUACCAUCUCCAUAAUACCUCUAAAGUUUUGACUCAACCAAGUCAAUACACGUGGACGUUUUCCCUGUCAACGCUGGGGGCAAUUGUAGUACUUACCCUGGCUUCAUUAAGUCCCAACCUGCGACACUUCGUGCCGGACAUUGAUGAGCUUCAACAACUAGCCAUCAACAAUAUACGGCCUUGGGCUUUCUCAAGCCUCGAAGCCGUUGUUGCAAUCCUAGAGGAUAUACAAAGGAAGCAAAGAUUGCUUUCGCGCGUUUAA
This is a messenger RNA of Aspergillus tanneri, 1911 nucleotides long. RefSeq lists its product as uncharacterized. The coding region runs from base 1 to 1911 and encodes 636 amino acids. The record is from RefSeq and is a predicted model, not a curated record. The transcript is spliced from 6 exons. NCBI's taxonomy places the organism in Eukaryota, Fungi, Ascomycota, Eurotiomycetes, Eurotiales, Aspergillaceae. Gene Ontology annotation, biological process: regulation of DNA-templated transcription; DNA-templated transcription. Gene Ontology annotation, molecular function: DNA-binding transcription factor activity, RNA polymerase II-specific; DNA binding; zinc ion binding.